Eleginops maclovinus (Patagonian blennie) is the source of this 906-nucleotide messenger RNA. It is a transcript of the gene bola1, whose product is annotated as bolA family member 1. Bases 135 to 635 code for a protein of 166 amino acids. The transcript has 3 exons. NCBI's taxonomy places the organism in Eukaryota, Metazoa, Chordata, Actinopteri, Perciformes, Eleginopidae. The record is from RefSeq and is a predicted model, not a curated record. Gene Ontology annotation, cellular component: mitochondrion.
GCUGCUACAGGACUACAAAGGUUUUUUAAAAACUACACAACCCAGCGUUCUAGCACUUCCGGUGAGUGUUGCGUCACGGUAUCCAGAGUCGUAACUGACUUCACUAGCAAGGUGGUCUCUUGCCACAGCCUCUGAUGCUUCCUGCUGUCCUCCGCUGUGUUCGGCCCAUCUCUUCCAGCCUUGCCUUAAGCCGGCCUCUGGCCCACUUCAGACCACACAUGGAUCCAGACCCAAACCGACCCGUAGAGAGGUCUAUCAGAACCAAACUGACCGACCAACUUAAGCCGGACCAUUUGGAGGUCCACAAUGAAAGCCACAUGCAUGCCGUGCCCCCCGGCUCUGAAUCCCAUUUCCGUGUCCUGGUUGUCAGCUCCCUGUUUGAGGGCCUGCCAUUGAUAAAGCGCCACCGUCUGGUUAAUGAGGCUCUGAAGGAAGAGUUGAGCAGCUGCGUUCAUGCACUGGCUAUCCAGGCAAAGACUCCUGAGCAGUGGGGGAGUAAUCCCUCUGUGGCCAAAAGUCCACCUUGCAUGGGGGGCUCGAAGGGAGAUCACACAGUGGAGGAGAAGCUGAAGGCCGGGCGGAGUGAGAGUUGGACUCAUGAAGCUGUUGAACUGAACUGUGAUGAAGAGAGGUGAAUGCUGCACUCGAAGUAGACGUACACCAAACCCCUCUCCACCAUGUCCAGUCUGCACUGGUGAUGGAUCUGUCGCCGGCCCUGGGUCUGGUCCAUAUGGCCUGGUGGGUGCAGCAGGUCAGUGGGAUCCCACCUUGGCAGCGCUGCUCCUGCGUCAGAGCCCCAGGACAGAUGGUGCCAGGCUGGGCUGAGACUUUGGGCAGGGAAGGGUUCCCGCGAUGAACAGCCACUGAUUUACGCCAUGGCUCCGGACCGAGGGCAGGGGUGCGGGG